Molecule: messenger RNA, 1812 nt
Organism: Aspergillus aculeatus ATCC 16872
Lineage: Eukaryota; Fungi; Ascomycota; Eurotiomycetes; Eurotiales; Aspergillaceae
Product: Zn(II)2Cys6 transcription factor
Exons: 2
Coding region: 1-1812 (603 amino acids)
Biological process (GO): regulation of DNA-templated transcription
Molecular function (GO): zinc ion binding; DNA-binding transcription factor activity, RNA polymerase II-specific
Source: RefSeq, a predicted model, not a curated record
AUGCAUUCGUCCAGCCAGCCAGCAGCCACAAAGCCCAAACCUAGUCGGACGCGCUCCAGAGCCGGCUGUCGGACCUGUCGGGCCCGCCGCAUCAAAUGCGACGAGACCCCCGUAGCAUGCCGUAACUGUUCAUCUACGGGUCGACAAUGCGACGGCUAUGACGUCCACCGACUGCCCCCUAAACUCAAACCGACCGGAAAGAAUAAGACCCUGACAGCUCCACAAAAGCUGCUGGGGCUGGCCGGCGGGCCCAGCCAGGCGCUGGACCGGCUGGACUGGACGAUGACCUCGGACGAGCGGCGGUGUGUGGCCUACUUCCAGCACCACACGGUGCCCACCCUGCUGGAGUUCUUCGACUCCACCCUGUGGCAGAAGCUCGUGCUGCAGCUGAGCCGCUCCGAGCCGCCCGUCUACCACGCCAUCGUUGCGCUGAGCGCCAUCCACGAGAAUUCGGAGGCCAACGGGAUGCCGCUGGCCACGCCGACCGAUUUACUCGCCGAGAAUCCCUGGCACCAGUUCGCGCAGGACCAGCUGGCGCGGGCCAUUACCCUGCUCAACCGACGCAGCGCCUCGCAGGACCCGCGCUUCCGCGAGGUCAUCCUGGUGUGCUGUCUGCUGUUCGUGCUGGCGGACCUGCUGCGCGGGCAGUACGACAGCGGCUUCGCACAUCUACGGAGCGGCCUACUGAUUCUCCAGGAGCUGCAGCAGCACGGCGAGUUCGGGAAUCGCGCCUCGUCCCGGGGAUUAGUCGAGCAGUGCAUCUUCACCGCGUUCGCGCACCUGGACAUCCUGGCUUCGCACUACGACCGCAUCUUCCCGAUGCUGCAGCCCCUUCACCCGCUCACCCAGCCUUCCAGCCAUGAUCGCACCACCACCACCACCACCACCACCACCAACCCGAAAUCUCCAACGCAACCCUUCCAAUCCCUCCACGAAGCCCGCGCCGCCUUCGACACCCUCCUCCGCACCUCCUACCGCUUCAGCGCCCCGAGCAUGGGGCUCACCGCACCCCAAAUCUCCGCUAACUACGCUGCCCUCCAAACCCAGCAACACGCCGUCUGGAGCGAAGCGAACCUCUUCGCGCAGCGGUUUCGCCCGUUUUACCGUCACGCCUACCCCCACCUCACCGCUAAAGAACAGCGCGGCGCCGACAUCAUCAACCUCCACCUCGUCAGCCUGCGCGUCUGCCUGCACUCGUGCCUGCUGGGCAGCAACCGCGCCGCGCUGGCGCACUACCGCGCCGAUCUUGAGAAAACGUGCGAGCUGGUGGAGGCCCUGAUGGCCACGUUCCCGGACCAUCGGCCGAGUUUUACCGUGGAUACGGGUGUCCUCCCCCCGCUGUAUCUGGCGGCCAUUCUGUGUGAUGAUUACCGUGUGCGGUGGCGCGCGAUCGGGUUGAUGCGGAGCUGGCCGCAUCGCGAGGGCCCGUUUGAUUCGAAUUGGUUGGCGUCGUUGGCGGAGGAAGCGUUGUUGUUGGAUUUGAGGGGGAGGUGUGUGGCGGAAGUGGGCUUUCUGGCGGUGGUUUUGGUUCCGGGGCGGAAGGGUGGGGUUGGGGGUGGUGGUGGUGGGGAUGCAGAGGAAGAUCUGACGGCAGAUGAUCUCCUCCGUAAACUGCAAGGGAUUCGUCGCAGGAAGCUGGAGAUGUUGUUGCGGACGAAACGGCUGCAGAAGCCUACGCCUGAUGAGGAUGUGGAGGUGGACGCGGUGGGGUGGGAUCCGUUGGACGCGGUCGGCCCGGUUAAGGGGAUGGGGAGUUGGUCGUGUGUGAGGGCAUUUAAUGCGGCGACGCGGGGGAGUCCGGGAGUUUAUUGA